Molecule: messenger RNA, 912 nt
Organism: Aspergillus fischeri NRRL 181
Lineage: Eukaryota; Fungi; Ascomycota; Eurotiomycetes; Eurotiales; Aspergillaceae
Product: HpcH/HpaI aldolase/citrate lyase family protein
Exons: 2
Coding region: 1-912 (303 amino acids)
Cellular component (GO): cytoplasm
Molecular function (GO): aldehyde-lyase activity
Source: RefSeq, a predicted model, not a curated record
AUGGCAUCGACGCCGAAGGAUGGAUCAGAGCGCUUUGGCGAUAUGAGGGAUUACAUGUCCAACACGUUGUUCCAGCCGCACCGAGCCCGCGACGCCAUCCGGGACGCCCAUCAGGGCAAGAUCCCUACUCUGCUGGGAUACUACGCCGGGCUGGCCUCUGUCCCGAUCACCCGCUGGCUAGCCCCCAUGGGGUUCGACUAUGUCUGGAUCGAUUGGGAGCAUAGCGCCAUGAAUAUCGAGACCAUGACAACCAUGGUACACGAGGCAGUUUUCCUCAGCAACGGCCGCACGAUCCCUUGGGUACGCGUACCCGGCCACGACCAUGCCACCAUGGCGUAUGCCCUCGACGCAGGCGCAUCCAUCGUGGUGCCGCAAGUUGACACGGUGGAACAGGCCAAGGAGGCCCGCGGAGCCGUAAAGUUCGGCCGAAAGAAUGGCGGGCACCGCUCCGCGCCGCCUUUCCGCUACGUGCAUGGGCUGACGGACGUGCCGCUCGACAAGGACCACUCGUUGUGGGAAAACUUCAACCGCCAGUCGGGCUUCAUGAUCCAGGUGGAAUCGCUCGAGGGUAUUCAGAAUCUCGACGCGAUCCUGACAGAAGUGCCCGAGAUCGACGCCGUCUGGCUUGGCACCAUUGAUGCCCGCGUCAGCAUGGGCCUGCCGGGUGGCCACGGCAUCGUGGGGACAGAACCCGAGUGGCUUGAGGCUGUUGAGCUGUUCCACAAGACCAUGCGCAAGCACGACAAGCCUUACUCGGGCUUCUGCCUGGCCAAGGGUGAUGCGUUCCUCAAGGGGAAGAGCUACAUGUCCAUGUGCAUUGUGGCCGGAGACACGCUCAAGCUGGGUGAGAUGAUGGGACACUUGGCGGAGAGGAGAGCCGAGAUGGCUCAGACGCAAAACGGUGCCCAGUAA